Hippocampus comes (tiger tail seahorse) is the source of this 4614-nucleotide messenger RNA. Its product is annotated as moesin-like. The coding region runs from base 2327 to 4135 and encodes 602 amino acids. Gene Ontology annotation, cellular component: cytoskeleton. The transcript has 16 exons. Gene Ontology annotation, molecular function: actin binding. NCBI's taxonomy places the organism in Eukaryota, Metazoa, Chordata, Actinopteri, Syngnathiformes, Syngnathidae. The record is from RefSeq and is a predicted model, not a curated record.
CAGGGGUGUGUGAUGGAGCAUCGUCUCAGAUUUCGGAAUCCUUCACGAACUGGGUUGGCGAAGCCUGUUAGAGGCAAGUGCUGUUGCUUUCUCUCAACAUGUCUCCAAUAUAAGUCUUUAUAGCCAGGAUAAUAAAUUGAAAACACACCAACUUGUAUAUAGUGAAUUACAUGCAGGGAAAAAUACAUUUCAUAUCAUAUAGCAAUAUGCUGCUACUGUCUAAAAAUAAAUCGUCUGUUAAAAAUCUUCUUAAAUUUUGUCAAAAAAAAUAUCACAAUAAUUUUGUGAUGAAGUCUAUCAAGCAGUAAAUCUUCAAUUGAUAUAGCACUUUUCCUACAAACAUUCUGCAUUCCAGGGUCGGUUGACCAAGCACACACACACGCAAACAAACAAAGAAGUACACUGAUGAUCAUAAGACUCAGGAAUAUUAUUGAGGAAGAAAGACUGGGCACAGUGAAUUCCCAGAAUUUAGUCAUAAAAUACCGACAUAUUUUUGUCAUUUUGUAGGCUUGUGAUUGAAAGUUUUACCACUGCAAUAAAAUGUGGUAGAUUUGUAUCUUGGUGAUUUAUAUGGGAAUGAUAAUCUUUUGGUUACUUGUUCACACAGAUAUUGUGGAGGUUUUUUUUUUUCAGAUUUUUGUUUAUUCCAGAUGCCCUGCAAAUCUAUUGAGAGUUAAGGUAAGAAAGUCAGCUAAUACCCAAGCACGGGCAUAAACCCAACAAGUUAUUCCAACUCCUCCCCCAACACUGCCAGCUGCCUCACCGUGUCUACUCAAGACCACCCCUGAGCCCUGGCUGGGGGCCCCAAAACUUUAUGCUGGAAUUCCAAAACCUGUGGGCCAUUCCUGAUAAAUUUCCAACAGGAGACCAUCCGGUUUCAAAUCCUGCAAUCACCUUCCAUCCUUUUGAUCCAGGGGUCCUUAUUGAUCUUUAGUAUUACAACCCAAUAAAUCGACUUAACGACUGGUGCCAUAUUUGGUUGGAGCUCUUUCUGUCAGUUGGUCUUUCUCAGGCAAGCUGCUCCGCCUCGGCACUCACCUUAACCCAGUUCUUUUUUCGAUGUGUCAGGGGUCCCUCCUGAAUACCAAGAUUUCAAGGAGUUCUUGGCCACGCUGCUGCUGGCUCAGUUCACCCCUGAGAGAAUGGCCAUGGAGAACUUUGCGGGGAAGAAAUGUAAGAUUCUAAGGCUCCCCCAGUGCCUCCCCUGGUCUCAAAAUGACUAUCCAAGACCUACUAUCCACUUCCUCUCAUCUCCUCUUGUUAAUAAAGGCUAAACAACACAUUUCUGAAAUCAUUAGUAAGGACAUAUUUGUUCUGGUUAAUAUAGUUACUAAUCCUCAAAUCAAAAAGCGCCAGAACCUUUUUUAAAACUUGUUAACAUUAAUAUAAUAAUAGAUCAUUCAUGUAGUAUAUCUCAAUCUGAAAAGAACAUGAAGAAAGUCAACAUAUAAUACUCAAGGAUACAUACAUGCAUUUACACUUAUGCAUGCUGUACAUAUGCCGGCAACAUACAGUAUGGUAUGUCCAGCAACUACGUCAGCACUUGAUUGGCCAGCGGAAGAUGAGGAACAGAAAUCCUGAAAUGUAGAUGAUCUAAAGGCCAAUAUUAAAGCAUCUUGCGCUACAAUAGCACCUGAACUGUGCCUCCAUGCCUUGAUGCUGUCAUUAAUGCACAAGGAAUCCAACCAAAGUAUUGAGGGCAUAUUACUUCAACCCUUUCAGAGACAGCGGUUACUACAGUGGAUAGCUUUUCAUGUUAUCAGUUUACAGGGCCAAUGAAAGGGUUAAUACACUAUUCAGAGGGCCAACAUUUCUGUGUUUAAAUUAGUUAAAUUUUUGGCGCACGUGCUUGUAUAUGUGUGAAUUUUGCUGUUGUGACAACUUAAUCCACCACACGGGAUGAAUAAAGUAUAUCCAUCCAUCAACCCUUCCAUUGCGAUCCAUCUAUCUAUAUGUUUAUCUAUUAAUAAAAAAAAAAAACCUGAAAAUUGGAAUCAAAACAAUUGUAGAAGACAAAGAUUACGGUGUCGGUUCAAGGUAAGUGACACAUGAUUAAAAUGUAAUGAGGAGAAGUCUUCUCAGAUGAAGUCUGCCUUUGAGCAAUGCUUGGGCCUCAGGCUGCCUUUGGAUUAAAUGAGAGGUAGGUACUUGGGAACAAUGCAAUGUUCUUUUCUCACUCCGUCUAAUCCUUGUUGGUAUUGCAAGCAGUUUCAUAUGACUCCACAGAGAAAAGGAGACAAGCGUCGCUAAGAAGAAUUGUUUUACGACAGACCAGAGAAAUGUCAACUUGGUUUGGAAUUAACACCAUAACCUGUUGGGUUGAAAAAUGAGGCACUGUAAUCGAGAACAAAGCAAGCCUCCACCAACCUCUUGUGAGUGGAUGCUCCUGGUUGAACAGAAGAAUAUAAAUGUUCGGGUUACGAGCAUGGACGCCGAGCUGGAAUUUGCCAUCCUGCCCAGCACUACUGGCAAACAACUUUUUGAUCAGAUAGUGAAAACAAUCGGGCUGAGGGAAACCUGGUUCUUUGGUCUUCAGUACCAGGAUAGCAAAGGUUUCUCCACGUGGCUAAAGCUCAACAAAAGGGUGACCGCUCAAGAUGUGAAGAGGGACAACCCUCUGUUGAUAAAGUUCAGGGCAAAGUUUUACCCAGAGGAUGUUGCAGAAGAACUCAUCCAGGAGGCAACACAGCACCUCUUCUUUCUGCAGGUAAAAGAGAGCAUCCUAAAUGACGACAUUUACUGUCCACCGGAGACUGCAGUGCUUUUGGCCUCAUACACGGUUCAGGUCAAACAUGGAGACUUCAAGAAAGAUUAUCACGUACCAGGCUACCUAACAAGAGAGAAGCUGCUUCCCCAAAGGGUCUUAGAGCAGCACAAACUGAAUGAAAAUCAGUGGGAGGAAAGAAUUCAAGUGUGGCAUCAAGAGCACAAGGGAAUGCUAAGGGAGGACGCUUUAGUGGAGUACUUGAAGAUAGCUCAGGAUCUAGAAAUGUAUGGGGUCAACUACUUCAGCAUCAAGAACAAGAAAGGAACUGAGCUCUGGUUGGGAGUGGACGCUCUGGGCCUCAACAUAUAUGACAAAAAGGACAAGCUGACCCCAAAGAUUGGCUUCCCCUGGAGCGAAAUCAGAAAUAUUUCCUUCAAUGACAAGAAGUUUGUCAUCAAACCCAUUGACAAGAAAUCUCCGGACUUUGUUUUCUAUGUACCCCGUCUUCGCAUCAACAAACGCAUACUGGCACUGUGUAUGGGAAACCACGACUUGUACAUGCGCAGACGCAAACCCGACACCAUUGAGGUGCAGCAAAUGAAGGCCCAGGCGAGACAAGAGAAGAACAAGAGGCAGAUGGAGAGGGCUCUGCUUGAGAGCGAGAAAAAAAAGCGUGAAAAUGCUGAGAAAGAAACCGAGAAGAUUGCUCGUGAGACCAUGGAGCUCAUGGAGAGAUUGCGACAGAUUGAGCAGCAGACAAAGAGAGCUCAAGAUGAGUUGGAGGAACAGACUCGCAGGGCCCUUGAGUUAGAGAAGGAGAGGACGCUCGCACAGGAGGAAGCCGAGAGCCUGGACAACGACCACAGGGCUGCCAUGCAAGCUAAAGAAGCCCUGCUACAACUUCCCCAGUCAGAGAUGAAGAGUCAGGAAGAGCUGGCCACUGAGCUGGCAGAGCUUACCUCGAAAAUCUCCCUGCUGGAAGAUGCCAAGAAGAAAAAGGACGAGGAAGCACUGGGAUGGCAGAAAAGGGCAAUGAUGGCAGAAGCCGAUUUAGAGAAAACCAAAGAGGAGCUGAAGUCUAAAAUAAUGGGAAUCCAAAUCCAGGAUUCUGCCCACCCUCACAUGCAUGAUCACGACGAGACAGAUGAGAGCAGCGCGGAGGCGAGCGCUGAGUUAAUGUCUCCUGGCACCGUACGUGACCGUAGCGAGGAGGAAAGAGUCACAGAGGCACAGAAGAACCAGAGACUGCAGAAAAACUUGAAGUUCCUGAGUACUGAGCUUGCGCGAGCUGUAGACGAGAGCAAAAUGACCGCAAAUGACCUGAUCCAUGCUGAGAAUGUAAAGGCCGGCCGUGACAAAUACAAGACCCUACGUCAGAUUCGUCAGGGCAACACCAAACAGCGCAUUGAUGAAUUUGAGUCCAUGUGAGAAAUGUCCACUGAUGGACUGGAUUGGAUCAAAUACAGAAACAGAGACGUAGAGUAGUACUGAACUGAUAACAUGAUUGCAUCUCAGAACGAAUGAAUAGACAUCAUGAAACAACAAAUAAUAUACUGCGACUGCAUGUCCUUGAUUUCAAUUUUACAUCUGAGACUUAGUCUGUGAGAAAAUGACAUGAGUCACUGGAAACGUACACUCACCAUAAUAGACCUGCAAAAUCUAACAAGAGCCAAUACAAAAUAUUUAUCAAAUUUGUGCUACAUUUCAAAGGAUAAAAAUUCCUGGUUUGAUUGACACCAACGGGGGUAGUCCAACUACAAUGUAAGGCUUUCAAAUAUGUUCUUUUCCCCCCAUUUUUAGCCAGGGAGUGGAAAAUAAGAAGUGUAAAACUUUCAUGAUGAACUCAUUGUUCAAUUCAUUUUUAAUACACAGCUCUUGUGUUGGAUCUCAACGUGUGCAGGUAUGUG